Molecule: messenger RNA, 4842 nt
Organism: Rhineura floridana
Lineage: Eukaryota; Metazoa; Chordata; Lepidosauria; Squamata; Rhineuridae
Product: N-acetylated-alpha-linked acidic dipeptidase 2-like
Exons: 19
Coding region: 82-2304 (740 amino acids)
Molecular function (GO): carboxypeptidase activity
Source: RefSeq, a predicted model, not a curated record
GACGGGGCGGGCGACGAGAGGGCUGCACCAGGCCGCCCUGUCCGGGCUCAGAGCGAGCCUGCCUUUGCUUGGGCGAGCGCCAUGGCCCGGAGGAAGGUGUCGCUCUGUAGCUGGCUGGGCUUCGUGGCUCUCCUGGCGAUUUUCCUGCUGGGGAUCUUGGUGGGAUGGUGUGUGAAGUCAGUAAACAAACCAGCUGGCACAACACGGGCCUUUCGAAAUGCAAGAAGGCAACUUUUCACUGAAAUAAAAGCAGAAAACAUCCAGGAGUUUCUACGCUCUUUUACCAAGCUCCCUCACGUGGCAGGAACAGAACAGAAUCUUCACCUGGCAAGACAAAUACAAGCCCAGUGGAAGGAAUUUGGACUGGAUGCAGCUGAGCUGGUUCAUUAUGAUGUUCUGCUUUCCUACCCAAAUCAAAGUGCCCCCAAUUAUGUGACUAUUACCGAUGACCACGGAAAUGAGAUUUUCAACACAUCACUAUUUGAGCCCCCUCCACCAGGAUAUGAAAAUGUUUCAGGAGUGCUGCCACCUUAUAAUGCUUUUUCACCACAAGGCACACCAGUGGCAGAUCUGGUAUAUGUAAAUUACGGACGCACUGAAGACUUUUUCAAACUAGAGCGGGAGAUGGGAAUCAACUGUACAGGAAAGAUUGUCAUUGCCCGAUAUGGGAAAAUAUUCAGAGGAAACAAGGUUAAAAAUGCCAUGUUAGCUGGAGCUAAAGGGAUUAUCCUUUACUCAGACUCUGCGGAUUACUGCGCACCUGGAGUCAAUCCCUAUCCAGACGGGUGGAAUCUCCCUGGAGGAGGAGUUCAGCGUGGGAAUGUCUUAAACCUCAACGGUGCAGGAGAUCCCCUUACUCCAGGGUAUCCAGCCAAAGAAUACACCUUCAGGUAUGAAGUUGAUGAUGGAGUAGGGAUUCCCAAAAUCCCAGUUCAUUCCAUUGGAUACCACGAUGCUGAAAUACUAUUACGGUCCAUGGGAGGCCCUCCACCUCCAGAUGAGAGUUGGAAGGGAAAUCUCAAUGUGUCCUACAACAUCGGGCCUGGGUUUUCUGGCACCCACUCCAUGAGAAAAGUCAGGAUGCAUGUUCACACCAUCAAUAAAAUCACACGAAUAUACAAUGUUAUUGGGACCAUCAAAGGAGCAGUAGAACCUGAUAGGUAUAUCAUUUUUGGAGGCCAUAGGGAUUCUUGGGUCUUUGGUGGUAUCGACCCAACCACAGGGGCAGCAGUUCUCCAAGAAGUUGCUCGGAGUUUUGGCAAGUUGGUGAUGAAAGGUUGGAGACCUAGAAGAACUAUCAUUUUUGCCAGUUGGGAUGCAGAAGAAUUUGGGUUAUUAGGUUCCACUGAGUGGGCAGAGGAGAAUGCCAAAAUCCUUCAGUCACGGGCUGUAGCUUACAUCAACACGGAUUCUUCUAUAGAAGGUAACUACACCUUAAGAGUUGACUGUUCUCCCCUUCUCAAUCACCUGGUGUACAAUCUGACAAAAGAGAUCGCAAGCCCUGACGAAGGGUAUGGAAGCAAAUCUCUCUACGAAAGCUGGCUUGAGAAGGACCCUUCCCCAGAACGUAAGCAUCUGCCCAGGAUAAACAAACUUGGAUCAGGAUCAGAUUUUGAAGUUUUCUUCCAGAGGUUGGGGAUUGUGUCGGGCAGAGUGCGGUACACUAAGAAUAGGAAAAUAGACAAAUUCAGCAACUAUCCUGUUUAUCACACCACGUACGAGACCUUUGAAUUAGUUGAGCGGUUUUAUGACCCCGCUUUCAGGAAGCAUCUUGCCGUCGCUCAGCUCCGGGCAGGCUUGGUCUAUGAACUUGCCAAUUCCCAGCUCCUUCCUCUCCAUUGUCAAGAUUAUGCAGAAGCUUUAAGGACCUAUGCCAACGGAAUCUAUGAUCUGGCCAAGAAGCACAAAGCACACCUUGAAAUGCACCACGUAUCAUUUGAUCCACUCUUUUCUGCCGUGACUAAUUUCACAGAGAGAGCAGCAGACUUUCACCACAGAUUGUCACAGCUUGAUAAGAACGAACCCAUUACUGUGCGGCGCAUGAAUGAUCAGCUGAUGCUUCUAGAGAGAGCAUUCAUCGAUCCCCUUGGCUUGCCAGGCAGGCGGUUUUACAGACACAUCAUCUUUGCUCCAAGCAGCCACAACAAGUAUGCAGGCGUGUCCUUCCCUGGAAUCUAUGAUGCCAUGUUUGAUAUUGACAGCAGGACAGACCAACACAAAGCAUGGGAGGAAGUCAAGAGACAAAUCUCUAUUGCAGCCUUCACAGUUCAGGCUGCUGCAGAGACACUAAGAGCUGUCAUGUAGGAUGGUGGCAGUAGCAGCAGGACUGAAAAUAGAAGCAAUCCAUUUGCAUUACAUGCCCAGAAAAUUGAUCCCUCUCAAAGCUGAUAUAAUCUUCAAACAGCACACCAUGAUGCGACUUUCCUAGUUACUUUUGCUAUUCAUGAACAGAAAGACCUAUCAAGGGGAUGGAAAGUUAAAAGUCUUUUCUUCCUCCCCCAUCCCCCAAAUACUACGCUCCUUCUCUCUUAGGCUGCAAAUCCUAAUUCCGCUUAAUCUGCAAGUAAGGCCCCUUACAUUCAAUGGGCCUUACUUCUGAAUAGACAGGGUUAGGACUGCAGCCUUAAUUUCAGCUCUCUUGGACACUGACUUAGGUCUGACUUUGAGCUAGCUUUCAGAGGUAGAUGUAAAUAUACAGCCUAUGAAUAGGGAGUUUUUAUUUAGCUAUCAUAGGAGAAUAGGACAGGUCAACAGCUCUUAACAAGGAUAGCAAAAUAGAAGUUCCAUCUUCAAAGGCAGUACAAAUAUCAGUUGCUGGCAGGCAACAACGCAGGAAAGCUAUUCCUUUUGUACGUGCUUGUAGGCUUCCCAGAAGCAUCUGGCUGGUCCCUUAGUGAAAUAGGAUGAUGGACCUUUGAUACGAUCCAGCAGAACUCUUAUGGCGUUCUCCUGCCCAUAAAUUGAGGUCAUUGCUAUCCUGCUGUAAGUUAUAUUUGGGUUUUUUUGAGAGAGGUGGGGGAGAGAGGAGACAGGCUUUUUCCUGAAUACAUAUGCUACCCUUUGAAACAAAAGCAGCAGUGUAGGCAGGGCUCAGAUUGACCCACCAGCUGACUUGUAAUUGCACAGCUCCUCUUUAUGGUAGUGAAAAUGUUACUGCCACUUAGCAAGUUCGUCUAUACUAAUAAUUGCUACAGCUAAGAACCUGUUCAAAUGCUGCAUCUCCCCAGCAACCCUCUUCACUACUGGUGACCUUUUGAGCAAUCACAGCCUAAACUACCUCACAGAGUUGUUUAUUAUAAUACGGCAGCAUGGAGGACAGCCCCUAAUAUGCUACCCUAAGAUACUUGGGAGGAAGGGUGGGACAAGUAUAUAAUAAACAAGUACUUAAAGAGGAUCUUCUUUGCUGCCUACCAGCUUGUUUCCAAUUCAAAGUGCAGGUUCUGGCCUCUAAAUUCCUAAAUGUUGUUUUGAAUCAGCUUGUGUACUAAGGUCCUCUUCCUAAGGACUUCAGAUCAACACUAUUUUGACCAACUUCUCGUGCAGUAUUGCCUACUCUGGCUGGCAGCACCUCCCCAUGACCUCAGGCAGAGGGUCUUUCCAAUCACCUGCUACCCACUCCUUUAAAAACAAAGGAACUUGGAGAUGCCAGGGACUGAACGUGGGGCCUUCUGCAUGCACCUAUUGAGCUAUCAUCCCACUCCCCCCAAUUCUUGUUUCAAAGGCUCUCUGCUUCUAUUAACAGGUGACCUUUAUUCCCAAGUAGCUCAUCUACACUUCUAGCUCAGACUGGUGGAAACAAUACUUUUUAAUUAGACAGUGCUACUUCUGGAAGUUUUAAGCACUCACAGGUCACUGCAAAUCUGUCCCAAGUCAGCUCCAAAGCUCUCAUUUACAGCAAAGCGUGCAGCUGCCAGUGGUUUUGAUACAGCAGAAAAUUAUCUGUUUGCAGCACCAGUCCACCAUUUACAGUUUAACUUUGCCUGGAACAACCUUUUCACUCAGAAGCCCAGCUGGAUAGCAAGCUGUUUCACUUUGCGUUCAUUCAACACUACUCACUAUGUUCAUCUAAUUCCACUGUUUCUUCCCUGACUCUUCAAAAUUUGUAACCUCCACCUCAAUAGUGCUAUGGCCUGUAUGAAAUACACAAAAACACAUCUAGGCUACUGUAGAAUAUUUUUUUUUUUAAAUCACACAGUAGAGACUGGAAAGAGGGAUUCCAUUCAAAUCAGUGAUAGCACCUGGAUGCAGGAUAAAAAUGAACAGUGAAAUGGCUCUGAAAUGCUGUUCAAUUUUUGCUAUGGCUAUACCUAUAGCGUUUCUUUAAAAGUCACAGUGCACAAGGUACACUCUAUAUUGUUUUACCAGUGUAAGGAAAGCCAUUAAGCUGUGCAAGGGAUGUUUUUUGUCUGGGACAGGCCGAACAGAAGGCAGAAAUACUGAAAUAAAUCUUCACUGAGUUUGUGGAAUUAGGACUCCUGAUAUGUAACAAAACUUGUUCAAACACAGGGGAAAAAACCCUACACACUCCCCCCCUGUUGAAAUGAGAAACUGAAUAAAACCAACUUCAUCUUAACUGUUUAUUCCAUAAAUUUACAAAAAGGUCUGAAGGCACGAGACCUUUAACAAACAUUCUUUAUCAACAAAAAAAUAAAACAGACAUCCAUGCAGGGCAAAAUACCACAAAGGAGGGGGAGGAAGAACAGUAAAUAAAAGAAGAACUUCUAGUGUUCCAGACACCUAUUUUUUCAGUUUCUAUAUACAAAUAAAAUUCCUGGUUGUAAUAUGGAAAAACUCAAUUAACUGUUGUGUAUAUAUAUAUAUAUUAAAAAACACAUGCUAUAA